AUGCGGUCCGACAUCUCAGACGCGCCAAGUCCAGACCUGCCAUCAGCAGCGUCCAAUUCAUCGACCGUCUCGUCUUCCGGACGGCGGGAUCGUGUCUCGUCAUCUCCGGCAGCUCAUCAUCUGCACUUCGCCUCCGAUGUCCACCCAUCACCAUCCUCGUCUUCACGUCUCUUGCAACCUAGCGGGCCCCACUCGACGGGUCGUCGCACACCACAGCCUCAUCUACCCUCACAAAGGCGGACAUCCCGUCCGAUCUCCGCCGACCCCUUAUCGAGCCCACAUGAUCGGCGAGCAAGUCUGGCGGCCAGUGCAUAUACUACUGCACCAAGCAGUGUAACUGCUAGGCGCACCAGCAUGGCGAGACUGCGAAAUGCGCGACCGGUGAAGAAGGAGGACGCGGAGGUGUGGGAGUUUGGGGAGAACAGUUUAAACCCGGGGCUGACCGCAAGUGCGAGCUCACGAAAGGGACCGGGUGGUACCGAGAAUGAGCAGCUCCAGCAGCGACUUGCUCGAAUCGAUAUGGAUUUGGUCAUGCAAGCUUUACAGGAGCAGUCUCCUCCACCUAGACAGGACUUUGGCAUCUCUACUUCGACUGCGCCUCUCAACCCUCCUCCUCCUCCUGCUGUUGGAACCCGGCGCUCCUCCUCGUUUGCUACUUCGUCCUCCCCUCUGCGAGUCGAGGACCUGCGGCUGCACUCAGGAUCGCCCGAUUCUUCCAGAGCUGAAAGUGGGAAGGAGAGGGGUAGGAUCAUGCGCAUUCUGAGCGGAACAAAGAAAGGAAGAGAAAAGAUGACUCCGGAAGAAGAGGAAGUACGCAUACGGGCUGAAGAGAUGCAGCGCAUCGAACGAAUACGACAUAUACACUCCACACUCACGCAUUCUACCCAAUCCCGAGCCGAAUCUGCUAAGAUGCAAUUCGAGGCUCGCUAUUCUUAUCUUCUUUCUGCACCACCGCACCAUGGCGGGAGGCCACCCACAUUCCUUGACGUUGUAAAGUGGAAGCGAUCCGUGCGGGACAUUGGAAGGCUAAAACGGCGACACGAAAGCCGCGUUGCACUCUCGAGAGGACAGUCGCUCAGUCGAGUAAACACGACUGAUUCUGCUGGAGAGCUAGGCGUCAAGAGCAUAACAAGUUCACCGAGUAACAUCGAUUCCCGACGCGGCUCUUUCAACAUGUCCUCUCAGUCUGCAAUUCCCCAGUCGGUCUCAUCAGAAAUGGCAUCACAUUGGGCCGAACAGCUCAUUAUGGCUAAGCAUCGUCGCAAACGCUCUGUAUUGAGCGGAAGCAGCACUGCUCUGGCCUGGGACUCUGCUGGAAUGAUCGGCAAGUCUAGCGAUUGGGAUUUCACAGCCCAGGAUAUCAUGGAAUUCCUUGCGUGUUCCGGAACUGUGGAGCCCUUCGUCCCCCCGGUAGGACACGAGCGCGACGUCCGUUCCAGCGAAGAACGCGAAUCUAUGGAGUUGGAGAAGAUUUUGCGAAGAACGGUCGGAGUACCUGGGCAGGACAAGUCGGCCCCGCCCAGUGUUAUCUCCAUUACGAGCGCGGACGAUUCAGCUGCGGAAAACCAUAUCGGUCCGAUGGGGAGAGGCCGACCAGUACACCUCAAUGUGGUUCCUCCAACGCAUGGCAAGAGGCAACUUAGUCUGGUGACCGAAGAUGAACCGGAGAGUCCAACUGAUGCCACCUUCCGGGCAGAAAAGCGACGAGAUUUGUUGCUAUCUGCGCCAGAGUCUCCGGUCAGUGGAAGGGAAGAUCAGUCCCCUUCUCGGUCCCCGAGGUUUCACCGGUCACACUCCAUCGCCAUGGGUAGGGGCGGCAGUAUCAGCCAAGCGUUUGGCAACUUCCUCAACCUUUCUGGGAGCGUUGCUGGGAGCCAGGAGGCAUUUGGCGCUGCGCCGUCUGGGGUGGCGAGUAGCAAGCAGAGUAUCACUGGCAAGCGAUGGGCACCUGUUCGGCUGCGGCUGAGCUUGGAGGAAACGAGGGACAAGAGUCCCGACGGCAGCGCGAGCGAACACUUGCUCAGCGCUGUCAACAGUGAUAACGAUGUCGGGUCCGGAACUGAUUUACCGUGGAGGCGUGGCCGGGGAACUAAGACGAAGCGGAAACUGCCCUCUCUCAAAUUUAAUAGGCGUGCGCUUGCAGCCGGGGCGGAGAAUUCGCCGCUGGACAGCGCGCUGAGCUUAGCUACUCCUGGACCGAUCCAGGAGUCGGCGAAGAUCGUCUUGCCUAAUGUGCCGGGAUUUGAGAAGGAGGAAGAAGAAGAACCGGAGGAGUCUGUGGAUUCGGAGGAAGAGGCUGCUGAAUAUGAGCGCAAGAGCAGGAUUUUGAACAAUGUCCAAUUGCAAGUAUCAAGGAUGGACAAUGUCCUAGCUUCGGCUCGAAUCAAGCACCUCGCGCAAGAGUUACUGGACAUGCGCGCCCAAACGCUAACGAUGCACACCGGGGCUCCAGUCGCGCUUCCUCCUCUUCCAGAUAAUCUUCCCUCGGCUCCCAUGCCUUCCCCUAGACCUCGCCCUCAAGACCUAUCAGUAGUAAGAAACCUAUCGGAGGCCGCCGGAGGCCCGCACGUCCUCACUUCACCCCGCACCGGUCUACCACGGACGAUCAGCGAGCCCCUUCCCACCUCCGACGCGGAGGAGUCUUCCUCCAUUCCUCGUGUCCGGCCCAUACCCCCUUCCCGUUCUGCCUCCCUCCCCCAGUCUGACGAGCCCAACGUCGACCCUCUGCCGCAUAUCCAAUCCACAUUGGAGCACCUCACCCACCAAUGGCAAGAAAUAGACACGCGACUCGACGCGCUCUUCUCCCUCCAACAAUCUGCUUUCCAGACCCAUGCACGGAUGCAGACCGCAGUCGAAGCCUCCCAAGCCCAGUAUUUCUCCGAACUCCAAGUAAUGAACAGGCUCGACGACAGGAUCCACGCGCUUAAAACGCGUCACGUUGGCAACUCGUGGUUCUUCACCAUUCUCGCCGCGCUUGCUGAAGUCCUGCUCUUUGUCGUCUGGUUCGUGGCAAAGAUCAUACAGCUCGUGUUUUUCCGCAUUCCCAAGUGGGCAUACAAGGCCGUGGUGAAACUGUUCGUGUUUCUGUGGUGGCUGAUCCGUUGGGUGCUCUUCUUGGACUACUUGUGGCCUUGACUUUGUCCUUCUAAUCUCAGCAUAUACCCUAAUAUCGCACUGUACCACCUGCAAUC
Molecule: messenger RNA, 3191 nt
Organism: Dacryopinax primogenitus
Lineage: Eukaryota; Fungi; Basidiomycota; Dacrymycetes; Dacrymycetales; Dacrymycetaceae
Exons: 4
Coding region: 1-3135 (1044 amino acids)
Source: RefSeq, a predicted model, not a curated record